This is a messenger RNA of Nezara viridula (southern green stink bug), 441 nucleotides long. NCBI's taxonomy places the organism in Eukaryota, Metazoa, Arthropoda, Insecta, Hemiptera, Pentatomidae. The record is from the annotation of a GenBank genome assembly.
AAAAUAGAGCCACUCCGUUACUGAUUUUGACGUUUGAAAAGAGUGAAUUAUCUGAAAGAGUUUUAUUGGAUUUCUUGUCCAUAAAAAUUAGACCUUAUGAACGGAAGCCACUCCUUUGUUUUCUUGUUAUAAAUUUAAUUGUUAUAAGUUUAGGCAUACUAGAAAGCAUUGUAAUAUUAUUAAUUGUGGAAAAUGUGGAGAAAAUUCACAUAACUCUGACAAUUGCAUAAACGAUCAAAUUAAGAGCCUGGAUUGCCUUGGUAGUCAUCCUGCUUAUAGUUCUAAAUGUCCAGUGUACGAGAAGAGAAAAGGAUAGAGGGUAUGGAAACACGGGAGAUAAUUUCAUAUCAUGAAGCAGAGUUUAGGUUGAGGCGUGAAGAAUUACCCAAUGCAAAUGACUCAGGUAGAACGCACGCUGAGUGGAACAGGUCUCAAAAUUAG